Micropterus dolomieu (smallmouth bass) is the source of this 1933-nucleotide messenger RNA. It is a transcript of the gene rab34a, whose product is annotated as RAB34, member RAS oncogene family a. Gene Ontology annotation, molecular function: GTPase activity; GTP binding. Gene Ontology annotation, biological process: endocytosis; phagosome-lysosome fusion. The transcript has 14 exons. Lineage: Eukaryota; Metazoa; Chordata; Actinopteri; Centrarchiformes; Centrarchidae. Bases 350 to 1153 code for a protein of 267 amino acids. The record is from RefSeq and is a predicted model, not a curated record.
ACCUCUAGGGAACUGAGUCAGCAGCGCGUCCAGUUGGCUGCUCCAGCUCAACUUCCGUGGAUCUGCUUCAGCUCUGUUCACCGCAAAACACUUUAAUACUUUACUAAGACCUUGAAUGGGUUGAUAUUAGAUUAAGAAGCAUCUGUGGACGGAAAAACAAGCCGCAACGCAGAAGAGAGAAGUGGAGACCAUCCCGUCUCGCUGAGGAGAUUUGAUGAACAAUAGGAUUAAAACAGAUCUACACUGCAGCUUCUAGGCACUGUGACUGACAGGAGUUGAAAACCCAAAGAUAUUCAGUUUACUAUGAAAGGAGACCAAGAAAACCAGGAAACAUGCUGUGGCUGGAUUCAUGUCUGUCCGUGUCUCAGCCAUGAGUGUUCUUCCUCCUGUUCGAAAGGACCGCAUCAUCGCUAAGCUCCCUCAGUAUUUCAGGAAAGAGGCAGCUCUGCACACUAAGGAGGAUUUCAACAAUAAAGUGAAGACCGCCUGCCAGGAGCAGCGCACCGGCACUGUGGGCAGAUUUAAAAUCGCUAAGGUCAUUGUUGUGGGUGACCUGGCUGUGGGCAAAACCUGUCUGAUUAAUAGAUUUUGCAAAGAUGCUUUUGAUAAAAACUACAAGGCAACAAUAGGAGUUGACUUUGAGAUGGAGCGCUUUGAGGUGCUGGGCGUUCCUUUCAGCCUACAGCUGUGGGACACUGCAGGCCAGGAGAGGUUCAAGUGCAUUGCUUCGACAUAUUACAGAGGAGCUCAAAUUGUGAUUAUCGUAUUUGAUGUAAAUGAUGUUGCUUCUUUGGGCCAUGUGAGGCAGUGGCUCGAAGACGCCUUGAAAGAGAAUGACCCCACCAGUGUUCAGCUGUUCCUCGUUGGCACAAAGAAAGACCUGAGCUCUCCAGCUCAGUAUUCUCUGAUCGAACAAGAUGCCCUCAAACUAGCACAAGAGAUCAGAGCAGAGUAUUGGGCCGUGUCGUCACUGACAGGGGAAAACGUGAACAACUUUUUCUUUCGAGUUGCAUCAUUGGCAUUUGAAACCAACGUUCUCGCAGAGUUGGAGAAAAGUGGAUCGAGGCAAAUUGGGGAUGUUGUCAGAAUUAACAGCACUUCAAACAAUCUGUACGCUGCUUCAAAGAAGAAACAGCCGAACUGCUGUCAGUAAGAAUGGAGGGAGGAUUUUAAAGUCAAAGGAGCAGAAUGAAUGAAAUGAGGAUUGUUUUUUUCUCAGUGGAAAGACUGUGGCUGCUCUCCAGCUCAUGGGAGGGAUUUCUAUGGUUGAAGUAGGAGGAGGGACGCUGGAGUUUUACUUCCUGACAUAUUUGAGUUCAGUUUUUCCUUUCCUCUGUGGGAUGUGGAUUCUUGUGGUGUUGCUCAGUUUAACUUGUCUGGAGUGAGAGUGACACAGCAAUUACAAAAAUAAAACUGGUACUGCAGAGAUGCCAAAGAAUGGAUGUUUUUAACAUGGUGAAUGGUGAAUGCUUACUUUACUUAAGUCUUGAAAUUAAUAUUCAUUUUCUCUGCUGUAGUUUGUUUAACAAUUAAGAUUUUUCUUCACAAUAAUACUUGGGUUUAUCUUUUAAGUCUGUAUUAAAAUUUUACUUGGUACUUGAUCUCUUUUUAUAAUUUUGUAGAUCAGAGGUUCCUAAACUUUCUGUAAGAAGUAAGAUUAUAAGGAAAAAAGCAAAGAUUUGAGGAAAGUCUGAAAAAAAUAAACAGAGUUUUGUGUAGCUUUCCUAUCUAGUUAAUCUUCUCAAAACCCCUCAGAUAUACCUUGUGACCCCUUGUGGGGGUCCUGACCUCCAUGUUGGGAACCAUUGUUUUAGAUGCAGUCUUGGAUGUUUUUUAUCUGCAGCAUAUGCUUCAUACUUUACAUACAUGCUUUUUGCUUUUUGUUUACAGUAUAAUGACUGAAUUUGGAUUAAACUGAAAUUGUGAGUGUGAA